GAAUGAUUUUUUGGUUCCAUUUAACAGGUGAUGGGUUAUCUCUCGAGUUCCUCUCCUCACAUCAUGAGUGGAGCAGUUUCUGCACUUUCGCUGCUGAUAUACCAAGAUGCUGCCUUUUGCCUCUCUGUGCCCAACCUGAUACCUUCAGUUUUACUUUUGCUUCAAAACAAAGCAAACGAAGUUAUAAAAGCAACUCUUGGUUUCAUUAAAGUUCUAGUGUCCUCCUUAACUCGCAAUGACUUGAGGAAGCUCUUACCUGAAAUUCUCCAAGGAGUGUUGCCUUGGUCGUUAGUCUCAAAAUAUCAUUUUAGAUCAAAGGUCAGUAUCAUCCUUGAGAUCUUGAUCAGAAAGUGCAGUUCGGAAGUUGUUGAAAACCAAACACCUGACAAGUAUAAAGGCUUUGUUAAGUCCAUUACAAAGGGACGAGCGAACCGGAAACUUGAUAAAGAAGCUAACACCGCCGACUCCACAGAAAGAUCGGUUGACUUGAAAACAAAGGGAGGGAAGAAAAGGCUACGUGAUAAUGUUCCAAAUCCACCCGAGAAACCUUCAAAGGAUAAUUCAAGUAGUUCACGCAAGAAAACAUGGCAUAAACCGCAAAAUGGCUUCUCCAACAGUAAGAAUUCCAGUAAAAUGAUGUCUAAAGGUUUCAGAAGUCGAUCAAACAGUGCCGGUCGUUCAAAUUCACACAGUCAAAAUAAGGCAUGGACGAGAAAUGUAAGUACCAAUCAUAAGAGGAAAUACCCAGAAAAGCAAAAUAUCAAUGGAGUUGAUACUAGAAUAAAAAAGCAGAGGCAGUCCCUGAAUGUUGCAAGUGAUGAGAAACCUAAGUUAGACAAAUUGUCUGUAGCUUCAAAAUCACUUGCUUCUUCAAGGUUCAAUAAGCACAGGAGAAGAUCUAGCUAGAGGUAAUAAGCAAGUUUUAUAGGACAAAACUCUUUUACUGAUACUUGGCAUCUGGGAAAGGAGAUAUUUCACACGAAAAGAAAGCCGAUUAAGUUCUGGGAGCAAGCAUUUUCUUGCAAGAUAGAAGCAGCAGCCCUUGGAUGGAAAAACAGGGAGCAUCCAGAAAGUAUUGGUAACAGAGUUUUUUUUUUUUUUUUUUUUUUUUGAGAGGCCUAUUUAUGUAUUUAUUUAUUUUGAAUUAUGCCGGUAACUUAACACAGAAGUUGAGCAUUGGAUCCGUGUAUCAAAAAAAACGUUGCAAAUUUUGUGUAAUGUUGCUUCGGAUAUUUUUAUUUAUAAAAAAGCCUUGAUAGUUUUACUUGGA
Dendrobium catenatum is the source of this 1270-nucleotide messenger RNA. RefSeq names its product RRP12-like protein. The record is from RefSeq and is a predicted model, not a curated record. Bases 31 to 906 code for a protein of 291 amino acids. NCBI's taxonomy places the organism in Eukaryota, Viridiplantae, Streptophyta, Magnoliopsida, Asparagales, Orchidaceae. The transcript has 5 exons.